This is a messenger RNA of Drosophila kikkawai, 1278 nucleotides long. RefSeq names its product Diuretic hormone 44 receptor 2 (gene Dh44-R2). Gene Ontology annotation, molecular function: G protein-coupled receptor activity. The record is from RefSeq and is a predicted model, not a curated record. Lineage: Eukaryota; Metazoa; Arthropoda; Insecta; Diptera; Drosophilidae. Gene Ontology annotation, cellular component: membrane. Gene Ontology annotation, biological process: G protein-coupled receptor signaling pathway.
GGCCGCCAUUGGACGCGUGUCGCCGCCGCCGUCGUCGUCGUCGUCAUCGCUUCAUUACUAUCACCGUUUGUAAUCGCCAUCCGGACAGAUGCUUUGAUAAUCUUGCGCAGCAUCCCAGGCAUCCAUCCAAAAGCGCCGCAGGCUUAGUUUGCCCCGCAUUUUUUCGGUGUUUUUCGGAAGUGAUUUGAUUUUGUUUUCGUCUAAAAUUAAAGUCUUUAAUGUGUCAUUCCGCGAUCGAGUCUCGCGAGUGUGUCCCGGUGUGUGUGCGUGUGUGUUAAGUAAUGCAAACAAAUAAAUGAUAAUGAUAAAAAGGCGAUAAACGUUUAAAGCUUCAAGAAAAGAAAAGAAAAGAAAAGAAAAGAAAAGAAAAGAAAAACAGCAACAAGCAGCAAAGCCCAUAUUCCAUUUAAUUGCGCAUCGUCCGCAUCGUUCGAGAGAAAGUGCCAGGAGCGGAGACGCCUCGCUGACAGGUCCUCCAUCGCCAUAUUGCAACGCAUCGCUCAUCCGUGGAGGAGGAGCCAGCCAAGCCUCAUGGCCGACGACGAUUUGCGGGCACUGGUGGAUAGCCUGGAUGACGCCUCGCAGGAGGAUUUGGCCAACGUCAUAGCCAACUUCUCGCUGGACAUGCUGCAGCGGGCCAGCGCCCUAAUUGGCGCCCAGCAGCCGCACAGUGGGGCGCUCCUCGUCAACCGCACGCAGCAGUGUCAGCACCAGCAGGAGCUGGAGGAGCUCCAAGCGGCGGCAGCCGGUGGCAAGCGGAUUUUACAAUGUCCCAGUUCCUUCGAUUCCGUGCUGUGUUGGCCCCGAACCAAUGCUGGGAGUCUGGCAGUUUUGCCCUGCUUCGAGGAGUUCAAGGGGGUGCAUUAUGACACCACAGCACGGAGGAGUGUGUGAUCUGCCUGCGGCCAUCUCCCCACACGCGGCUGGGAUCCUUGCAGCGUUACCACAGCAUCGACAUCUCAGAUUUUGUUUAGUUUUCUUUUUGGUUAUAGUAUUUCUAAUAAUUUCUAUAAAUUAAAAUAGCCCAUGAAGUAUUAUGGAGGUCCUAGGUGCGAAGUAGAUCAGAUCAGACUUCGUUCAGGCAGGCAGAAGGGGUUCGUAGGAUGUUUCCAAACAUCUUCAGAUCUUGGUGGGUUCUGUCCUUAGCUGAGAUUAAGAGAUCAAGAGAUUUCCUUGUCAACUUUAUUAAUUUUGUUUUUCCUUUAUAUAAAUAUAUUUAUUUUGCUAAAAAAUUACUUUGAAUGCUGACCUUGUGCAAAGAGCUACAAAAGCCAACAG